GCACCUCUUUGAAAGUUCUUCUUGAAGUUCAGGUCCCUGUGAACCACAAAUUACAAUGUGCGGAGGUGCUCUUGAAAGCAAACAAGUGGAAGGUAGCUGGGGAGCUGCUGAACCAGCAAAGAGCCCAGCCUGAGUCACAGUGUCUUGUCCCAUAACAAGGUCCAUGAAAGCCGAGCAGAAUUGCGCAGACUCAUUUAGGAAGGUUGAAUGCUGCAGGACACUGCAGCAUUGUUUACUUACAAGCUGCAUCCUGCAAUUCUGGUCAUUCAUAUGGUAAGGUCGGAGCGUGGGAGAGCGUAUGCAAUGUCAAGCAGCCGUCUCUACAACACGCCUCUGCUGGAUUCUAGGCUGACUUUUCAGUGGUCCGAUGCUGGCACAUUGAGAACACUGCAGCAUUUUAAUUUCGCACUGUUCUGUACAAACCUGCAUUGACUUGCCUAGAGAGGACACAAUGGCUGCAAAUUCCAGCCUGUAUCAGGAGUACCAGAGUCAGGGCCCUGGGGGCAGCAUGAACUUGCUCAACAUCCUUGGAGCCUCCAAGUCGCUGACGCCUGGACAGGGGCUCUUUAUGGUCAAGAGCAUCACUGUUUCUGUCGCCGCUUCCUUCUGCUUUGGGGCGGUCAGCAUGAUGUUGCUUGGACCAGGACUGCCGUUUCUGGGCGGAGCAACGUUUGGGUUUGUGGGGGGGAUGAUCCACCGGUGGCGGACGGAUCUCAAGGAAACGAAGUUCGCCAUGCAAAGCUACCCAGAACUCAUGGAGUUUCACGUCAAAGCGGUCGAACCGGACCUGUUUCGGCGGCAGGAGUACUCGCGCUGGGUACUGAACUGGGAGCGCAACAUGUACAAACAGGGGUUGUGCAUCAUCGGCAUGUAUGGCGCUACGCCUGCGAUUGCACGGCUCACAGAGCAAGUCGAGGAGCGAAUUGUUGCCAAGAUCUUGGAUCAGCAGGAGGAAGGGAAGAUUGAAACGAGUCAGGAGACGGGCUUCGAUAGCUGAUUGAGGCGCGGCUCAAGUUGCAAACACAGAAGUGUACUUAGGGACGUCGGUUGUACCGACGGUCCAUUGGACUGUAAUUAAGGCCUGCAAACUAGAAGCUUAGCCCUACGUAAUAUAGGAAGACAUUUCAUAAUGUAUAGGAGUGACCUUGGUGUGGUCGGACCCGCGGCCUAUUGGUGGUUGCUUUGAAUCUAGUUAAACAUUGCACUGAUGUGCACAUGACCCGUCAAGAGUACCUCUGCAAUUGGCUCGUAUGCAACGG
This is a messenger RNA of Klebsormidium nitens, 1259 nucleotides long. Lineage: Eukaryota; Viridiplantae; Streptophyta; Klebsormidiophyceae; Klebsormidiales; Klebsormidiaceae. The record is from the annotation of a GenBank genome assembly.